GGCUGUAUUCCUACUGAUAAAGAACCAUUAUAAACAUAAUUCCGUUCCGUAAAGUGGUCCUGAGACAUGAAUGAACAUUCAGUUUGUUGCAGAUCGCGGGUUGAAGAACAUCUUCGAGAAAGCAGUCGAGUGAAGCGAGAACAGUGCGUACGCUUACUAGUGGAAGCUUGCUUAGCCAGCGAUAGUAGAUAGCCAUUCAAGUGAUCUCACAUAGUGGAACGACCGGAAACGAACACAGGUUCUUAUCAGUGAGCCUGUGAAUACCAUCAUAAUAACGAUAACAACUCGACGCGACGUGUUGAGCAGCGCAGAAAUUCAAGUGUGGGGCAUGCGUGUUUCCGCAUUACGCCAGGCGCCAUGCUGUCUGGCGCUGUGCAUCAUCUUACUCAACUUUGCCGUUGUAUAUACAGAGGAUGGCGAGCCCCCAUUAUCGUCAUCUGUUUCGCCGUCCACCAUAGACGAGUACCAGGAGUACGAUGAACCAAUGCCGGCUGGCGCCGUAGAAUCUCCGUUUCAGGAACCGCCAGUGAGCAGUAUUCGAGAUAUGUUAUCGUUUCGUAAUUUUGCGGUUGACAGCAAUGGUUCACAGGAGGGGCUUACUAUGAGCAACGAAAUAAUCAAGAACGAGAACUCGGUUAUCAAAGGCAAGGUCGACCGUUUGAGUGGGACAUUCAAGAAGAGCGUAGAGAAAAUCAAAACAAAACAUAAACGAGUUGACAUAGUGUUUCUUAUUGAUGCCAGUUCCAGCGUGGGCAAAGCAAAUUUCUACAGCGAGAUCAAAUUUGUGAAAAAACUGCUGUCCGAUUUCAAUGUCAGCUACAACUACACGCGAGUUGCGGUCAUCACGUUUAGCUCGCAGAUGAAAAUUUUUCGUCAUAUUGAUCAGAUAUCAACCUCUGUAGAAGACAACGAUAAAUGCCUUCUAUUGAACUAUCAAAUACCGAAAAUAGAUUUCAGUGGCGGAGGCACUUACACGUACGGCGCUCUGAAAGAAGCGGAAGAAAUAUUUCAAAAUGCACGAACGGACAGUAAGAAGAUAAUAUUUCUCAUCACCGAUGGUUUCUCGAAUGGUCGCGAUCCAAUUCCGUUAGCAGAGUCUCUAAAGCGUAACAAUGUGACGAUUUAUUCAAUAGGAAUACAGAGUGGAAACUAUGCGGAGCUGUAUAACAUGUCUAGCUCACCUGGUGAUACCCACAGCUUUCUUCUUGACAGUUUUGAUCAUUUUGAAACGUUGGCCCGAAAAGCAUUUCACAGCGAUUAUAAAACUGGGGAAAACAUAAGCGUCAACUCUACACUUUGUGAUGUGCUUUGCUUGGACAAUGAGAAGUUGGUCAAUAGUACCUGUUGCGAUAAAAACGCCACAUGUAGCUGUAGCACUAGUUCAGGUCACUAUUCAUGCGUCUGCCAACCGGGAUACUCUGGCUCUGGACUGCGUGACAAAUGUCAACCAUGUGCCAAUGGAACCUACUGGGAUGACGCCGGGAAGUGUCGGCAAUGCCCUGAUGUCAAUCACAUUACGCUGGUUAUUCCAGCUAUGAGCGUCAGUGAUUGCGUUUGUAAAGGUGGAUACAAACCAGGUGACUCUGGGAGAUGUGAGGUAAUUACUUGCCCUGAAUUAGCACCCCCUGAUAAUGGAUACUUUGUGAAGCAACCGAAUGCAUGCAGCCAAGUUCUCAAUGCGGCAUGCGGAACUAGAUGUCAACCAGGGUACCAGUUAGUUGGAGACAGUAUUCGACUGUGCCAGGAGAAUGGUGUAUGGUCUGGUAAUGAUCCAAAGUGCGUCCUUAAGACAUGUCCACCGCUAAAAAUCCCAUAUUACGGACUCGCUGUUUGCAAAAAUCCAGACUUGAAUCUGCAUUUCGAUUAUUCGCCGAGGAACAAAUCUUUUUUCUUGAACUACAGUGCAUCGUUGGAGCGCUCUACUGAACCCAUGCCAAUCGAUACCGAUUGCUCUUUUAAAUGUGGACAUGGUUUUUAUCUCGCUGGCUCCAGCAGCAGGAACUGUUUGCCUCUAUCCAAGUGGGAUGGCCUACAAACUUCGUGUAAACAAAUUCUAUGUUCACCUCUACCAGUGAUUCCAUUUGGUGAAUAUGAUCCAACGGAUUGUGCCGAGCAAAAAUCAGCUCACGGUUCGAACUGCACAUUGGUUUGUAAUUUUGGAUUUGAACUCAAAGGCGGGCCCUCGACAAAAUCUUGCGGAGGAAAGCGGAAUGGUGUGUGGACUCAAAAGACAAAGACACCUCGCUGCGUAGAUGUUACACCGCCGCAUCUUUUGUGCCCAAACAACUACACCUUGCCAAUGCACGAUGACUUCAGCUUUGCCCUCGUUAAGCAGCUGAACCGGCCAUACGUUUUCGACAACGGUGGCGAUAAUUUCACAUUUUGGACAAAACCAGCAAUCAAAGCCACUGGAACAAAGCUGCACAAUGGUACUCAUUUGUUUACGUACGUAGCAGUUGAUUCAUUCAAAAAUAAGGCCAAAUGUAACUUUACAGUUACCGUGAUAGAUCAGACAGCUCCUGUGAUUGAAAACUGUAACGACCCAUCCCCGUUUUACAUAUCUUCACAAGAAAACAAUAACGAGACAUUGAUUAGUUGGGAUGAGCCUAUCAUAUUUGAUAAUUCUGAAGACAAUGUUACAGUAACUCGUAGUAUGGACUUCGGGUAUUUCAAUGUUGGGUAUUACCAAGUAAUUUAUAGAGCAGAAGAUACCUCGGGCAAUGCUGCUGAAUGCCUACUCAACAUUACCGUUAAAGAGUAUAAAUGCGAGAACCUUCCUUCACCUCCAAAUGGCCAAACGGUAUGCGCGAAAAAUUCUUCUCAUACGUGGUGUGAAGUUUCAUGUUUCUUUGACCACACAUUCCAUGACCGAGAAGACAAUUCAGCUAUCUUAUUUUGUGACAACCGUAAUCCCAAAUGGCUGAACGAUACAAUUCCUGAAUGCACGGCGAUCGAAAAACCUACUGCUGUGGAAGAAGUUAUAACAAUCAGUCUUGGUACGGAUACAGACGAACUGUGUGGCGAUGGGGAUGCUCAAGAUGAGCUGGAGGAUGUUUUCACCAACAGUAUGAGGGAGCACUUAUGUGGAUCGCAGGAAGACUGUAUAAUAACCACAGAGCUGCCUGCGUGUGCUGACAAUGCACCACAGCCCGAUGAAAAAUCAAAGUAUCAUAUUGUGAAACGAGAGGCCAGUGGAGAGAGCCGCACUAAAGGGCGAAGGCAGAACGUUAAACGAGACGAUCGAGCUACUAUAAAAAUUAAUGUGUAUACAAAGCUGUCCAAAAGACUUGGAUUGUGGAAGCAGGAUGGGAAGAAAUCCGAUAACAUCAAGAGGUUGAAGACCGAAUUACAAAAUAUCAACAACAACGACAAACUCAGGAAACGCCUUGGUGAACUAAACAUGGAUCUAAGCGUUUUAAAACUCGAUGAAUCGAUACGCUGUCCCGACGGCAGUGUGGCUAAGAAAUUGGUUUGUGUACAGUGUCCCCGAGGAUCAUAUCACAAUCUAACAACGAAUACAUGUAUUUCCUGCGCCAUUGGGAGCUAUAAUGAGCUAACAGGUCAGACCAGCUGUAUCCAAUGCCCAUUGAAUUAUUCAACCAGAAAGCUCAAUAGCAAGCAUUCCUCAGAAUGUAAGCCUCAAUGUCCUCCUGGCACCAUUGCGAAGCUGAAGCUCAUGAAAAAGGAAAAACUACAAAAGUACCACAAAAGCUUGAUGCCGUUCUGUCGAAAGUGCGAUCCCGGAGAGUACCAAGGGCUGUACAACCGAAUAAACUGUGAUAAAUGCCCACAGGAUCAUACUUCUCAAAGAGGUUCAACUUCGAUAAAGGAUUGCUUCCCGAAGUACUCGAAACCAUGUUCGACUGAGUUCUCCGUUUGUGGAACACAUGGGAAAUGCAUGCCGGAGCCUUCGAAUAAUGAACUGUAUAGUUGUCUGUGCGAAGAAGGAUUCGUUGGAUCUCACUGCGAAAAGCAAUUGAGCGCUUGUGCUUCAGCACCAUGCUACAACUCGGGUUCAUGUGUUGCACUCAAUGCAACCUCAUUCGAAUGUAACUGCACUGGUCCCUACAGCGGUCCAUUAUGCGAGCGGUUCGAAGAUCCCUGCCGGCAAGACACGUGUUUGAAUGGUGGAUCGUGCGUUGAAAUUGGUGGAGUAUCAAUUUGCGAAUGUGCCCCGGAUUUCGAAGGUAGUCGAUGUGAAAUCAAGAGAAAUUUUUGUAUUCCCAAUCCCUGCGAGUACGAUGGAGUAUGUUCAAGCGUCGGAGUAGGCUUCAACUGUUCAUGUUCACCUGGUAGAAUGGGUAAACGUUGCCAUUUGAGACCUUGUGAUUACAUGCCAUGUCCGAUAAAUGCAAUUUGCGUAAAUGUUGAUAACGUAAGAGCAGAUAAGGGAAGCUAUCAAUGCGUUUGUCCAAAGGGAUUGAAAGGUAAUCUUUGCAAUGAAGUGGAUAACCCCUGUGAUCGAAACCCUUGCAGAAACAACGGAUACUGCAAGCCUGUUAAGCUUCGCAAUCCUAAGGUUACAACACAAAAAACAUAUUUGGAGAACGACGAAGUUUAUAUGAACGUAAUUUGUGAGUGUCCGCCUUACUUCUAUGGAGAAAGAUGCGAAAUUCUGACAACACCGGACUUUGUUAUGUCGUUCGAAAAAUCUGGCAUAAAUAAUUAUGUGGAAAUUGCGGGCCCUAUGCACAACUUAACUGAAAUUACGCUGUGCUCUUGGAUACAAACUAGUGAUGAUUUCAAUUAUGGAUCAGUAAUAUCUUAUGCUACACCCAGUAUGGAUAAUGCCUUCACCUUCACUGAUUACAGCGGUUUUGUUCUGUACGUGGCUGGAGAACACGUGAUCACCAAUGUACACAUAAACGAUGGGAAAUGGCAUUUUAUAUGCCUUACUUGGUCUAGCAGUAGAGGAUUGUACGAAAUAUUUCUCGAUGGAAAACUUCACACUACUGGAUAUGGAUUGAGCAGUGACAAAACGAUAGAAGCACAUGGUUUGUUCGUUAUAGGCCAAGAGCAAGAUUCAGUUGGGGGAGACUUCAGCGAGACGGAAUCAUUCGUUGGCAACCUUGCCUAUUUAGACAUGUGGAGCCGAGCGCUUACUGGAUAUGAAAUGAAAGAAUAUUAUUACAGUUGUGAACCAUAUCAGGGAGAUCUGGUGAAGUGGACUGAUUUAAAAUCUAGAAUCGUUGGAUCCGUAAAAGUUUCAAGGUCGGAGUUCUGUCGAGAGUGCGAAAGAAAUCUAACACUUCCUAAUGGUUAUGUGGACUAUGCCGAUAAUCGGGCAUAUUUACGGUGUGAAGAAGGAUACAAAUUACACGGACCUUCAGAAAUUGUAUGUUUGCGGACGUCAUGCUGGAGUGAUACAACCAGUUUUUGUAAAUUGAUUCGAUGUGGCUCCUUGACUUCCAUAUUGAAUGGCCGAGUGAUUAUGUCCAAAUCAAGUUACAGAGGAAUAGCUCGAUUCGUGUGCGAUGAAGGAUUUCAUCUUUCAGGAACAGAUAUGGCACGUUGUACUAUCCAUGGAAACUGGUCUGCACCGUUACCGGAAUGUAUAAGUAUGGUGAAAUGUCCAGCAUUGUCUGCCUUUGAUGGAGCCUACAUAAUCUAUGCAACCGAAAGCGGUGUACUCAAUCAACUUCACGACAACUAUGCAGUAGGAACUCUAGCUGAAGUACAAUGCAAUGAAGGGUAUUCUAUGAAUGGGGAAAACUUGUUAACGUGCUUGGACACUGGUUUUUGGGACCUGGUUGUUCCAGAAUGUACCGUCGAUGGUGUGGACAUCACAACGGAAAUAAUAACGACACCAAACGAGAUUAUGCCUAAAACCCCAAACAUUAUAAAAUUCAACAGAAAACCAGAUAUUCGUUUUUGGAAACAGUUAAGGGAUUAUCUAUUCUAUGGUUGCAUGCCCUUAGAUUCAAGGAAAAUAUCAGCGUUUUGUCAAAAACCAAACGCAUCGCAAGCCAAUUUGACCGAUUUAUCCACGUUUGAUUUACCCGUGUCGCAAGAUUAUCAGAAUAUGGACGUUAAAUUACUGGAAAGGCUUGCAAAGACAACAAAACCUGAUGCAGAUUUGAGAUUAGAGAAUCUGAUGGACUACAUUUUAUACGGCACGAAAGUACCGGAUUCAAAAUUCCUGAGACUUACAAAAGAAACAGAAAAUGCCUACCGUUUUGUGACAUGUCUAUUUAUCGAUAUCAUUAUGAUGGAUCGAGAAGUAACUUUCGACGAUGAAAUAUUUCUUGAUAUAAAUUCGAGAGAGAACACUAACGAUAAAAUCAAAAGCUUGCUCAAGAAUGUGGUUCAACCGAUAUAUGAAACGCUCCAGAAAGAACAAGACGAAAUUCGGCAACAGGAAAUGGAAAACCAACGAAACGCUCUAAAAAAGAUUAUAGCUCUUGCCGAAGCAGAGCGAAUUCUUUCUCAACGAUGUAGAUUGAGCUCGGUACCAGAACCACCAAUCGACAGUAAAAUAGUGGCCAUUGAGUCGAUUUCCAUUGAAACGGGAAUGAUCGAUUUACGCAUCGAGAAACUACGGAAACGUUCCGAUACGCUCGAGGUAGGAGCUAAAAUCAAGUACGUUUGUAAUUCUGGAUUCACCAUGAAAGGUGACGGUUAUGUAGAAUGUUCUAAAGAGGGCUAUUGGAGCCUUUCCAACAGUUUCUGCGAAGGAGUUAUUUGCGAACAACCCCCAGUACCACAGGGUAUGAUAAUUGCCGCCAGUUCUAUCGAUUCGCAAUAUUAUUAUGAUGAUGAAAUAGAGUAUCGCUGCCAGGAAGGCUAUGCCAUGCAGGGUCAUCCUAUUAUAAAAUGUGCAAUCGAUGGCAAAUGGUCGCCCAUUGUGGCGAGGUGCACUAAAAUAUCAUGUGGAAGACCAAAAACAUCGAGUACCGCAAAAAUUAUUUCAGGAAGUUCAUACCAAUUCGGAGAACAGUUGACGAUACUUUGCGAAGACAAAAGCAUCGUCGAUACCGAGUGUCAAGCCAAUGGAAAAUGGACAACAUUUAUUGAUUGCUGAAUUGUUUAGAUAUUUGAAAAUAAAAAGUUAUAUUUACA
Molecule: messenger RNA, 7059 nt
Organism: Armigeres subalbatus
Lineage: Eukaryota; Metazoa; Arthropoda; Insecta; Diptera; Culicidae
Product: sushi, von Willebrand factor type A, EGF and pentraxin domain-containing protein 1-like
Exons: 9
Coding region: 329-7021 (2230 amino acids)
Source: RefSeq, a predicted model, not a curated record